CCCAGUCGUAGUCGCCAUUUUCAGGAAAGUGGAAGGCUAAUACCGUGCAUGUGUGUCUCUUCGGGUCCCCAUUUCCACCAAAAAUAGACAAAUUUUAUUUAGUUUUUUUUUCGUUGUAUAUUAACAAAACCGACAAUAUACCAACGACCCCAAAAGAAUCGGAAACCCCAAGUUUUAAAAGUCAGUGGUUUAACACCCAAAUGGCUUGCUUGAAUACACUCAAGCAGGAGAUAAAAACUCUUGAGUCUGUCUUCCCAAAGAGCCAUGAGAGAUUUCAGAUAAUGUCUGCUAGUGUCGACGAGCUUAGUUGUAGAUUCGUCGGUAAAAAUGGAAAGAAGUACGAAAUACAUGCCAAUAUCACAGAAACGUAUCCAUCUACUCCUCCUGUAUGGUUCGCGGAAUCUGAAGAGACCAGUGUGACAAAUGCUGUACAGAUACUCAGCAACACAACGGGUCGUGAUAACCAUGUUAUUAAUCAAGUAGGGAUAUUGUUAAAAGAGUUAUGUCGGCUGCAUGCUCUGCCAGAGCCACCGGACGUUGAGAGACUCAGGACAGCACUGGAUCCACUUCGACUUGGAGGGACAAACGAUGUUGUUGCACAGGGCAUGGAAGCUGAGGACACUGAGGAGAUUGAAGAGGACGAGGACAGCGAGUCAGAGGAGGAUUUACAUUUGGAUAUGGAUGAAGGAGAAGCCAAUGCGAAGAGUAAGGCUGAUGACAUGGAUCUGGAGCACCUAGCAACAUUAGAAAGGCUGAGACAAAAUCAGAGACAAGAUUAUUUGAGGGGCUCUGUAUCUGGGAGUGUUCAAGCAACCGAUAGACUUAUGAAGGAACUGCGGGAUAUUUACAGGAGUGACAGCUUCAAGAAAGGAAUGUACAGCAUAGAGCUGGUGAACGAAAGUCUCUACGAGUGGAACAUCAGACUCAUGUGUGUGGAUCCUGACUCUCCCCUGCACAAAGAUCUAGUUCUCCUGAAGGAGAAAGAGGGAAAGGACAGUAUCCUUCUGAACAUGAUGUUCAAGGAAACUUAUCCGUUCGAGCCACCAUUCGUACGUGUCGUUCAUCCUAUAAUAUCUGGUGGCUACGUGCUCGUGGGUGGUGCUAUUUGUAUGGAAUUGCUCACUAAACAGGGAUGGAGUUCAGCGUACACUGUUGAAGCUGUUAUAAUGCAAAUUUCGGCGACGUUAGUUAAAGGAAAAGCCCGGAUACAGUUCCAGGGUGCAAGUGGAGCUGGCAAAGUGUGUGGUGGACAGGGACAGUACAGUCUGGCACGUGCACAACAAUCAUUCAAAUCUCUAGUUCAAAUACACGAAAAAAAUGGGUGGUUUACGCCGCCGAAAGAGGACGGCUAAUGGUGAGAGAAAAACAAAGACAAAACCCAACCAACAAUUGAACGAUAAACAAGAGAAAAACAACAGUAACUUGUGAAGAUGAAUCUGACUAUGACGCGUGCUUAUUAUUGAGACUCGAAGUAACGAUUAAACAAAGGAAUGGCGUUACGCCGAAACAAAUAAUUAUUACGAUAAUGAUUUGAUACACAAACACGAGAAACAUUAAUUAGGUAAAACUUAAGGAUAAACAAGAAAUUAUUCAUAACGCUUAAUUCGCCGUUCAUUUUGUCAUUUUAUUUUCUCUUGUGUUUCCAUUGUUUUUUUCUUUUUUUUUCCUUUCUUCACCGAAAUUUCUGUGCAAAAACUAUGUUUGGUAUUCUGUGAGCAUAGAUUUCGAUGAUUGUAUGGACACUGGAUCGUUAUAAAAUUCACUCAGUAUUUCUUGUAUUUGUUAAGAACGUGUUGAAAGGGCUGGAUUGCUCUUCUCGUUUUGUUUGUUAUGGAGAAUAAAGGAAAAUUAACAAAAGUACAACAACGAUGAGCGAUCUAGUUCAAAUGUUAAGGAUUUACGUCGAAUUCUUUGCCUACGACUUUCAUGAUUUAUGCCCAUUCGUUUUCUCGAAUAAAACUGGAAGUGAAAUUAUGAAGGGAGACAAACCCGCCAAUUUCUUUUAAUAAUUACCCAUUUAUCUCGAAAAUUAUCGACUUUGGAUAAAAAUGUUAUAGAACAUUUUUCGAGUUGAUUAGAAUCUCUAUAAAAAAAGUCUUUUCACAUUUUUCCCUGAAGCCGAUGAUUUUCGAGAUAAAUCCAUGUUUACCGGAAACCCGGAAAUUUACACUUGUCUCAUUUUAUAAUUUCACGACCGAAGUUCUCUUUUUUUUUUAUCUCGUUUGAGGGCUUUCGAUGAAUAAACGAGAGAAGAUGAUGACUGAUAUAAAAUUUUCCCCUCAACUGCGAUGUAUUUUCUACCCCCUUUUGUUUUCCCAGAGAAUUUUGUUAGCGAGGACGAGAAUUGAGAUAAAUUUCAUUUUCUCAAAUGAAUCACGUCAACUCCCCUCAAUUAGUUGUUACGAAAAAAAAAGACCAUUGCGUUUGGAGGGAAAGGGUUUUAGUGUAAUUAAGCGAUAUUUUUUUACGUCAUGUGACGAUCGAAUAUUUUCUGAUAAAGCGAAAAAUGAAGAUGAAAAAAAAUAUUGUGUUGUGCUGUUUACGAAUACUCAGUGCAAUUAGUAACAGACAAUUGUAUUAAGUUCUACUGCGAAUUAAAACAUGAGGAAAUUUUUCCGAUUAUGGGUUGUGUUUCGUAUGAAAAAAAAAUGAAGAAAUAAUAGUAGUUAUUAUAGUUAUAAGCCUUGCCAAAGCUCAUCGUUGUUCACAUCCUUUGAACUCGAGUUAUUUGUAACUUUUUGUGUAUCAAGUGCAUUCCUUAUUGGUUAAUUUAAUGAGAGGUGUCAUAACUGCAGACGAGCGUUAUGGAUGUACAUAAAAUACGUAAAUGAUAGUGUAACUUCACUCAUUAUAUUUUCUUUCAUUUUUCCUCCCCUUCAUGUUGGAAAUUCACUGCAGCUUCUCCUUAUUUCACAGUUUCGGGGAGAAGAUGUGUAGAAUCGGAAAAAAAACGCACGAAUUUUCAGUGUAGUUUAGGGAAAUGAAUGAUGGAUUUCAUUAAACAUUUUCAUUUUUGCUGAGUGAAUUGGUCACCUGAGGGUCAAUUUAAUUAUUCUGUUUUUCGUUGUUUAUUGUUGUCAAUCAGUUGCAAUGGGCGAUGGAAUUAUUGUAAACUGCUUGGGCAAUGCUAGUAUUCUACGAGCACAAGCCGUGUAAAUAGGACGAUUCGUGUUAUGCAGUUUUUCUUUAAUUGGUCAGUGCACUGCGAAUGAUUGAGACUCGAGGGAAUUUAGAUUAUCGAUGCGAUGUGUGUGGAAGAUAUUCCAACGUGUGGGUUGACAACAGAACAAUGAAACGAGACGAGAAUCCAUAAAUAGAUAACUGUGGUGUGUAUUUGUGGUAAAGAAUAAUUAGAAGUAAUGGUAAUAAUAACUUCCGUUUUUUGUAACAUA
Molecule: messenger RNA, 3392 nt
Organism: Fopius arisanus
Lineage: Eukaryota; Metazoa; Arthropoda; Insecta; Hymenoptera; Braconidae
Product: ubiquitin-conjugating enzyme E2 Q2
Exons: 6
Coding region: 201-1352 (383 amino acids)
Source: RefSeq, a predicted model, not a curated record